Messenger RNA from Striga hermonthica, 1272 nucleotides. The record is from the annotation of a GenBank genome assembly. Lineage: Eukaryota; Viridiplantae; Streptophyta; Magnoliopsida; Lamiales; Orobanchaceae.
AUGUGGAUGUGUUUUCGUAUUGUUAUAGCGUGUGAUGAGGAAGGAGCUUUUUAUGCGCUCGAUCUUGGCGGCACAAAUUUCCGCGUGUUGCAAGUUCGGUUAGGCGGCAAAGAAGGUGGAAUUGUUCAUCAGGAAUUUGCCGAGGCAUCAAUCCCUGAAGAAUUGAUGUGUGGAACUUCAGAUGAACUGUUUGAUUAUAUUGCGGAAAGACUUGCAAAGUUUGUGAAUGAAAAAGAACAAAUAUUUCACGAUCAACCUCCUGGAAGACAGAGGGAGUUAGGCUUCACCUUUUCAUUUCCCGUGAUGCAAACUUCUAUAAAUUCUGGAACUCUUAUUAGGUGGACAAAGGGCUUCAAUGUUAAUGGCACGGUUGGCCAAGAUGUGGUAGGUGAACUAACCAAGGCAUUGAAAAGAAAGGAUGUUGACAUGCGGGUCGCAGCUCUGGUUAAUGAUACAAUUGGGACACUAGCUGGAGGACGAUAUAACAACAAUGAUGUGGCUGUAGCCGUAAUAUUGGGUACUGGGACUAAUGCAGCAUAUGUCGAGCGUGCACAAGCUAUUCCAAAGUGGCAUGGUCCUUUGCCAAAAUCUGGGGAAAUGGUUAUAAACAUGGAGUGGGGCAACUUCAGGUCUUCACACCUUCCAUUGACUGAAUACGACCACGCAUUGGAUAUUGAAAGUGUAAAUCCUGGCGAACAGAUAUUUGAGAAGAUGACUUCCGGCAUGUAUUUGGGUGAAAUUUUACGCAGGGUUUUACUCAAGUUGGCUGAAGAAGCUUCCUUUUUUGGCGAUGAAGUCCCGCCAAAACUUAAGAUUCCAUUCAUAUUGCGAACUCCUGAAAUGUCUGCUAUGCAUCAAGAUACAUCUUCGGACCUGCGGGUGGUCGACGAGAAGCUCAAGAAUAUAUUAGAGGUACCCAACACCUCCGUGAAGAGGAGGCGGGUCGUGGUGGAGCUCUGCAACAUGGUGGCCACCCGUGGGGCCCGCGUGGCUGCUUCCGGCAUCCUCGGUGUCCUCAAGAAGAUGGGAAGGGACACCACUGCAGCCACACAGAAGACGGUUAUAGCCAUGGAUGGCGGCUUGUACGAGCACUACACUGAAUACCGUAAGUGUCUCGAGAACACGGUUAAGGAGUUACUAGGUGAAGAAAAUGCUGCAUCUAUUGUGUUUGAGCACUCGAAUGACGGCUCGGGAAUAGGGGCAGCCCUGCUGGCCGCCUCGAAUUCGCUUUACGUUAACGACAGGUCAGCACCACUGUCAUCUCCUCCGUGA